AGAUCCAGCCACCCGAAGCUCAGCACGCGACGAAAAGUCUCGCGGGAUUUCGCUCGUGGAUGCCAUGGCCAUUGACUUCGAAAGAAGCCCUUGGGGCUCCUGGACGGAGUAUGGACGCAGCCUCGGGGGCGCUGAAGAGGCUGUGGCUGCGACCAUCGACCAGAUCUUGACAGAUGGUGGCACCCUGCUCUGGCAGAAGUACCUCGAGAGGAAGGCCUUCUCCUUCGCAGCCACCGCCAUUACCGAAGCGCUGGUGAGCCGACUGCGGAUGUGCUAUGUACCUUACGACCACGGUGAGCCAGCUGAGGAUGGCGAGCUAGGCGAUGAGUGGCAGAUUGAGGAGGAGCCGACCAGCUGCGAGGUGGACAGCUGGGCCCGCAUGCAUCUUCCGGUUCGGCGGCUUGCCAAGCCCGACGAGGCGGGCGGCAAGGCUCCGAAGCUGCGCCGAAACCAGGGCGGAAGCCGGCCGAAGGCGACCUCCAGCUUCCACCGGGAG
This is a messenger RNA of Effrenium voratum, 496 nucleotides long. The record is from the annotation of a GenBank genome assembly. Lineage: Eukaryota; Dinophyceae; Suessiales; Symbiodiniaceae.